UCCCAGUCAUGUGACAGAUGUUUGUGUUCGCUUCCUGCCUUCAGUUUUAUCGCCUCAUCACGUGGAAGUCAAAACCCCUGACUGGCUUUGUAAGGUUUAAAAUAAGGUUAAUUUAUCUCUACCUCGGGAUUUUUUCCCCCCAGGACUGUUGAGGAGGACGGGAUGUCUGACGGGGAACGGUCGCCUCUUCUGUCCGAUCAACACGACGGGACCAACGGCUUCUCAACUGGUCAGAUCGGACAUGGAUAUCAGAGAAAACCCCAGAGUUUGGCGCCGUUCCCCAGCUCGCUGGCUCCAGAUGAGCCUCCACCCCCGUAUUCCCCUCAGGGCAGCCCGGACAGCAGCAGCGCUCCGGUCAUCAGCUGCCGGGUCUGUCAGAGCGCCAUCUCCGUGGAGGGCAAGACGCACCAGCACGGUAAGUGCAGCAUCUGCAACGAAGCCACGCCGAUAAAGAACGCUCCGGUUGGGAAGAAGUACGUCCGCUGUCCCUGCAACUGUCUCCUGAUCUGCAAAGUCACGUCUCAGAGGAUCGCCUGUCCGAGGCCGUACUGUAAACGUGUCAUCAACCUGGGGCCGGUUCACAUCGGGAGGGAGAGUCCGGAGCCGCAGCAUCAGCCCGUCGGCAUCAGGAUCAUCUGUGGACACUGCACCAAUACAUUCCUGUGGACAGAGUUUUCAGACCGAACUUUGGCCCGAUGUCCACACUGCAGAAAAGUCUCUUCUAUUGGUCGGCAUUACCCCAGGAGGAGGAGCCUGCUGUGCUUCCUGCUUUUCAUCGUCCUCGCUGCCUCCACUGCAGGACUGGUGGUCGGCACGUGGCAUCCCGCUCAGACCUCUAAAGGGAUCUACGUCUCCUGGAUUCUGCUCAUCCUCCUCGCUCUGUUCACCAUGGCCAGAACCAUCUACUGGAAGUGUCUGAAGAUCAGCGCCCCCAUAUCCAACAUCACGUAGAAAGGGGGAGACAGAGGGGAGGAAAGGAAGGACAGGAAGUUGAGAGGGCUAGUGGAGGAAGGGAACAAAGCAUAGAUGAGACAAUGAGAGAGGAAAAGAUGCAUUAAACGUCAAACUCAAGGUCGAGGAGAUUUAACACAAAGUAAGUAAGACAUGCGGAUCGUUCGGGGACGGUUGCUUGGGAAGAGGAUGCAGAAAAACAAAGUUAAACGAGAGAAGAAAGCAGAAAAAGUGUGUUUAAUUUAUUCGUUUUUGACCCGGUAGUUUUCCCCUUAUGUUGUUUCAAUUAGAUUAAUGUUCAUUAUUCCAACAGGAUGUGCCCAAACUGUAAAGACAUGAUAGUAAAAGAAGAACUAAGAAUCAGUAAGGACAAGACACAUGUUACGUCAUAUAAUGUAUGCUGAUCAUUGGAGGAAAGAGGGGCGUCUUUUUGUUAUUCUGUACUAGAAAAGAUCAAAAGAAUUACAACGAUUCCUUCAGAAAUACAAAUAUAUUCGCAUUUAAACUCAAAUUUGAGCUGAUUUUCUUACAAUUAAUACAAAGAAAUACAUGUUUGUUUUAGGGCGCUGUUCGUUAGAUAACAUGCAUUAUAUUAUGUUGGAAAUAUAAGUAAUGAAUGUUGUACAUGGGGACAUUUGUUAGGCAUUAAUUCAGGAUUAAGUGGCAUCAUUUCUCAUAAACCAGAUCAUCUCACAUUUACAUUUUGGGGCAUUUAAUUAUUUAUUUCUUUGCUUGAAAAUGAUUCACAUCAGAGAUGCUUACAGUUCUUCUACACGUCACUGGAAAUGAGUAAAAUAUAAGAUAUCAUUUUCCUCUAAAUGCUUUUUAAACAGUCCAGCGCACACAGGGAGCGACUUAUUUAUUCCUCUCUUUUUAAUCCACCUCUCAUUUGACUCCAACUGAACACCAGUGAAGCGAUGUCUCUUCUGUAAAAGUGUAAAUAAAUAUAUAUCCGGGUGGAUGUUGAUUAUUUUGGUCUGUACAGAAUUAACGAGCUGCCCCCCCCCCUCCCCCGUGGCUGAGUGAUGUAAGUACCUGCUGACUGUGAAACCUGUUGCACUACAUUGUACUGAUGAACUACUGCUGUACGCAUAUUAUUCCGGUGGAUGGAUUUCUUUUGUAUAUUGUGAAACAAAGAAGUAAUACUUUUAACAACUC
Eleginops maclovinus (Patagonian blennie) is the source of this 2109-nucleotide messenger RNA. Its product is annotated as type I phosphatidylinositol 4,5-bisphosphate 4-phosphatase-A-like. Gene Ontology annotation, cellular component: phagocytic vesicle membrane; lysosomal membrane; late endosome membrane. Gene Ontology annotation, molecular function: phosphatidylinositol-4,5-bisphosphate 4-phosphatase activity. NCBI's taxonomy places the organism in Eukaryota, Metazoa, Chordata, Actinopteri, Perciformes, Eleginopidae. The record is from RefSeq and is a predicted model, not a curated record. Gene Ontology annotation, biological process: phosphatidylinositol dephosphorylation.